Strongylus vulgaris is the source of this 231-nucleotide messenger RNA. NCBI's taxonomy places the organism in Eukaryota, Metazoa, Nematoda, Chromadorea, Rhabditida, Strongylidae. The record is from the annotation of a GenBank genome assembly.
AUGGAAGUUCAACAGAUACUAGAUCUCCCAAAACAGCAACAUCAGGGUGCUGAGGAAAAAGAUCACAAAAUAUUCAGUGGCCACCCUCUUUCGGGACCCGAUCCCACCAGCGCGGCGAAGAAGGAGGUCAAGCAUCGUUUCGAAAUUACUAAGAAGUUAGGUUCCGGUACUUAUGGAAAGGUGUCAUUGGCGUUUGAUCAUAAGUUCGAGCGAGAGACUUUGUCACCCUAA